Messenger RNA from Pantherophis guttatus, 3334 nucleotides. It is a transcript of the gene SLC30A6, whose product is annotated as solute carrier family 30 member 6. Gene Ontology annotation, biological process: zinc ion transport; transmembrane transport. Lineage: Eukaryota; Metazoa; Chordata; Lepidosauria; Squamata; Colubridae. Gene Ontology annotation, molecular function: monoatomic cation transmembrane transporter activity. Gene Ontology annotation, cellular component: Golgi apparatus; membrane. The record is from RefSeq and is a predicted model, not a curated record.
CUUUGGUGACAGGAGGCGCCCGCCUUUUCCGGUCCCGUUGGGAGCCGCUCGUUCCGCAAUAUGGGAACAAUAUAUUUGUUUCGCAAAUCACAGCGGUCUCUUCUGGGCAAGUUAACACAGGAAUUUAGAACUGUAGCUGCUGAUCGAAGGUCAUGGAAGAUCUUGUUGUUCGGUGCAAUAAAUAUAUUAUGUACUGCAUUCCUGCUUAUGUGGUGUAGUUCAACAAACAGCAUAGCUUUAACUGCAUAUACCUAUCUAACAAUCUUUGAUCUUUUCAGCUUAAUAACAUGCUUAAUAAGUUAUUGGGUGAUGAUGAAGAAGCCCAGUUCCUCAUAUUCAUUUGGAUUUGAGAGAUUUGAAGUCCUAGCAGUAUUUGCUUCUACGGUUCUUGCACAACUUGGAGCACUUUUUAUACUUAAAGAAAGUGCUGAACGAUUUAUUGAACAACCAGAGAUUCAUACGGGUCGAUUGCUGGUUGGUACCUUUGUGGCACUCACUUUCAACUUGUUUACAAUGCUUUCAAUUAAGAACAAACCAUUUGCUUACGUGUCUGAAGCUGCAAGUACAAGUUGGCUUCAGGAACAUGUUGCAGAUCUCACUAGGAGCUUGUGCGGUAUCAUUCCUGGACUGAGUAGCAUCUUUCUCCCACGUAUGAAUCCAUUCAUCUUAAUUGAUCUUGCUGGGGCUUUAGCUCUUUGUAUUACAUACAUGUUAAUUGAAAUUAAUAAUUAUUUUGCAGUUGAUACAGCUUCUGCAGUAGCUAUUGCUUUGAUGACAUUUGGUACCAUGUAUCCCAUGAGUGUCUACAGUGGAAAGGUAUUGCUUCAGACGACACCGCCUCAUGUGAUUGGACAGCUAGAUAAACUUAUACGAGAGGUUUCUACUUUGGAUGGAGUUCUAGAAGUUCGAAAUGAACACUUCUGGACAUUGGGGUUUGGUUCACUGGCUGGAUCAGUUCAUGUGAGAAUUCGAAGAGAUGCCAAUGAACAGAUGGUACUUGCACAUGUGACAAAUCGGUUAAAUGCAUUAGUAUCUAUUUUGACUGUUCAGAUUUUCAAAGAUGACUGGAUUAGGCCUACUUUGGCCACUGGACCUAUUGGGAACAAUAUGCUUUCAGAUCAUUACAUUAUUCCAAUGCCAUCUCUAAAAGCAGCAGAAAAUUCUGAUCAUGUUACAUCCACUCCAACUAAACCAAGCAGUCCACCUCCAGAAUUUGCUUUUAACACACCAGGUAAAAAUAUGAACCCUAUCAUUCUCAUGAACACUCAGACAAGGCCCUAUGGAUUGAAUUUCAACCAUGGAACUGUACCUUACAGCAGUGUCUUCACUCAAGGCUUUGGAUUGCCAGGAACGGGAGUAACCCAGGGAUUGAGGACUGGCUUCAUUAAUGUUCCUCAGAGAUAUGGAACUGGCACUCGAGGUCAAUUAAGACCCUAAUAAACUGUUUCUAUAUUUAUUGUUUAAAAUUACUUCAAUUAUUUUAUUGCUCAUUUUUCUACAAGACUGUUUGACUUCCUGGUGACUAGUAUCAGAAGUUUUCAAAAUCAUGAAAACGUGCAUUCAUGGAUUGACUUUUUUUGAUGCAGUUAUCCAUUUCUGACUGUAAAGCCAUAGCUUUAUAAAAAGUUAUUGCAAUUGCAUAUAUUGCUGGUCUUGUAAAUAAUUUCAACAUAGUACGUGAAAGGAACUCCAGAAAAUAACGGUUUUGCAAAGUGUCUAUUAACAAAAUUAUUUUUUUUAAAGUUUCUUUGAUGUAAUCAUAGAAUCAUUUUUAAAGGUUUUCUGAACAAUGGAAAAUUAUUAUUUGGUAAAUCCAGCAAGUGCUCCUGAAAUUCAGGUUGAUAUUAAAAUGCUUAUGGGUAAUCUUGCCUGUGGCGUGCAGAGGAGAACUCAUGAAAUAUGACAGUGUGGGAAGACAACGAAGGUCAUCUGUAACUGAUUAUUAAUAUUGUGUCGAAUACAUUUCUCACAUGCAGAGUUACUUUUCUGGAAGAAAGAUGACAUCAGAGAUUUUAAACAGGAACAUGUGGAUAGUUAAACUUUAGGGACAGGUUUCUCCCCUCCUCUAAGAGCAUAGGCCUGAGGGGAAGAGCUGAAGUGGUCCUGGGUACCUGAAGAGCUGAAAAUUCCAGAGGAAGGCCUAUAGCUGUGGUAGAGACCCAAAGAGAGGGAUUCCUAUGGUGGUGCCUAACUACAGAGGAGGGAAAUGGAAUUAAGAGCAGAGAUGGAGAUUCAGAAACGGCGAAGCAAGGAAGGCUCUGUCUUUAUCUCCCAUCACCAACAUAAAUUUCAGGCUGAGGAGAACUGCUGCAGGUGGACUAAAGGAAAACAGCAUUUGAAUUUUGAUUGAUUUGAUUGACGGGGAAGGAAAUGCUGAAAAAUACAGCCCAGAGCUGCUGAGCAAUAAAAGCGGCCUGAUUUUGCUACUAUCCUGAAAGAAUCUACAGUAGGAUGGGUUUGUUGAUCUAGCAGACUGUUGUGGUAAUUUCAGCAUUCAACAUUCAGCAUUUAUUCUUUUCAGCCUGAUUGAAAGAUUGCUUCAUUUUAAGCCCUCUUCCCUCCGUCCCCUUGAUUUUGUGGCCCAGAGUUUCUGUAGCCUGUGCUGUCCUUCCCGGAGUAUACAUAUGCACAAAUGUGUAUAGAUGAAGAAUGACCUAGAACAAAAAAACUUCAUCUGGUUACACAAAAUAUAAUACAGGGGAUUUCCAUCCCUACUGCUAGGGAAGGAGUUGAAAAAAAAAUCCAAAAUCCAUGCUCAGCAAGUUUUCCCCACCUUGUUAACAUUCCUGGGUGAAGGGCAGCAAAAGGUUUCACACGGGACUUAGCUCAUAUUUAACUGGAGCCCAUUUGCUUUCCACCAAGAGUGCCAGGUUGAAUAUGUUUUGUUCUGCUAAUAAGUAUUUGUGAGUGAUGGAGUUGUAUACUUACUACUUGCAUUGUGUGUCGUAAUUGGUUUUCCCUCAGUGACAUCUUACAUUUAAAUAAAUGGAUACUAAUGGACAGUUUGGGGUUAGCAAAGGUUUCCACUGUGGGAAAUCAGAAGUGAUUAACUUUUUAAACAGUUUUGGGGAACCCCAUUUCUGCAACAGCAACGUGGAAUUGCUGCCCUUCAUCUCUUCUUUUCCCUCAAUAAAGAAUGUAUCCUUUUAUCCUGAGAUAUUCAGUGUAAGCAUGAUUACCUUCCCUGGAUAAGUCUGCUAUUCCUUUAUGAACAGAAAAACCUCUUUGAUCUAUUUCCAUAGAAAUGACGUCAUUUCCAUGAAAUGACGAGAUUAUAGGCAAUUUACCUGUAGCAAAUAUAAAGGUAUGAAUAAACAUACAUUGGUGCUUAAAA